AUGUACGAAAUUUACUACUUAAAUGAACAGAAAGAAUUCGAGAAGUCAAAAGAAAAUGAUGAAAUUCACAGUUCUCUAAUUCUUAAAAAUCGUUGUGUUAGUAUAAAGAAGAAAAAAAAGGUGGUUAAAGAAAAUGUUUAUGAGGGAGGAUACACCAUAUGGGAGUGUACGUGGGAAAUGUUGAAAUUCUUACAUAGAGAAGUUGAUUUUCGGAAUAAAAACGUCUUGGAGUUAGGGUGCGGACAUGGCUUGGUAGGCAUAAAAGCCCUCUUAGAUGAAGGAAAUGUCAUCUUUCAGGAAUUAAACAAAGAAGUAAUUAACGACGUUUUGCUUCCUAAUAUAAGAAAAAAUUUAAAUAUCAAGAUGAAAAAAAAAAAACUGAAGAAAAAAAGUUACAUGAAAAUUCGUGCCCCAAAUUUCAAAUGUGCAGUUAUCAAUAAAUCAUGGAACAAGUUAAAUAAACAAAUACAGAAGAAAAAAUUAAACCCAUUUGAUUUUAUAUUAGGAAAUGAGAUAUUAUAUAGAAAAGAAAAUUAUUAUAACAUUUUAAGCAUUCUAAAGGAGAAUCUAGGGAUUAAUGGAAAAGCAUACUUAGGCACCAAGUCUUAUUACUUCGGUUUUGAAGACGGGGCUGGUACCAAUAGUUUCCUUGACUAUGUGAAUAAUAAUAAGGACUUUCAUUUUGUUGCUCGAGUUGUUCACACUAAUUCAAACAAAUCUGUAUAUUCGAGAGAUAUCAUAGAGGUGACCAUUUCCCCCAAGUGGAACAAAUUGCAACAACAAUCAGAGAGCGGAAGCAUAGAGAUAUAG
Messenger RNA from Plasmodium gonderi, 810 nucleotides. RefSeq lists its product as hypothetical. Lineage: Eukaryota; Apicomplexa; Aconoidasida; Haemosporida; Plasmodiidae. The coding region runs from base 1 to 810 and encodes 269 amino acids. The record is from RefSeq and is a predicted model, not a curated record. The transcript has 2 exons.